UCACUCUAUUUGGCAUGCAGUGGUGCGAGUGAAUCUUUGCGGAAAACACCGACGAUUGAGGCCAAUGUCAGCAGCGACGAUGUCACGAAAACGCAGCAUACCACUUGCAAGAUCGCAACGGAAGAUGUGGUCGCGAAUGCACGUGCCACUGUUACAACAGUACUCACUGGAGUAUGUAAAUCGAACGAUAGACGAAAAAUUCGCGAGUCUGGAGGAAAAGUUGAGCAAGGAAUUUGCGGAUGUUAAGUGGUUACUUUACAGCAUUCUAGAGCAGCAACCGAAUUAUUUGAAAAGUGUAAGAAACGCUAAUCUUCAUGGAACGUUCAACGGUUAUUUAUCCCCGAGGCAAGAUGAAAUCGAUAAAUUCAACAAUACCAUGCAAAAUUUGUCAGUAUUGAACGGUUCGAUGAAUGCGUUCGUCUAUUACUGGCAGGUGAGGAACUUCAACGUGAUGCUGGCAAGCUGGCAGACCGGCCGUUCGAUGCGCAGCCCUACCUUCUACGCGGGUCGCAGCGGCUACGCCAUGUAUCUAAGAAUCGCUCCGAAAUAUUUUCCCGACGGCACGGUUUUCGUAGGUGUUGGAUUGACCCGCGGCCGUUACGAUUCCGUUCUCGAGUGGCCGUUUCCUUACAGAAUACGCCUCGAGGAAUUAGAUAAUUCUUUGAAAGGCGUGCGUGAGGAUCGACGGUCUCGAAUUUGGGAUCCGGCCACGCUUUGUUCGUCCUAUUUCUGGGGUAGACCCGCAGGAGUGGCGGAUAAUCCGGAAUGCGUCGGACUCAGUAUUCCCAGGCGUAUAAUUUUAUCAAAAUCAUUAUCAAUAUCGGCUCAACGAUAUUCAGGAAACACCAGGUACAUGUGGAAUGGAAGUGUACUGAUAAAACUUAUCGUUUAUUUGUAGACUGUUUAAGGCAAACGUAUAGCUAUAAGAAAAGCAAUAUUCGUUGUGUUUUUGCCAUAUAUUGCUACAAACAAUAUUAUUAA
Messenger RNA from Temnothorax curvispinosus, 981 nucleotides. Its product is annotated as TNF receptor-associated factor 6-A-like. The coding region runs from base 65 to 898 and encodes 277 amino acids. The record is from RefSeq and is a predicted model, not a curated record. Lineage: Eukaryota; Metazoa; Arthropoda; Insecta; Hymenoptera; Formicidae. Gene Ontology annotation, molecular function: protein binding. The transcript is spliced from 7 exons.